AAAACUUGUUGGCCACACGCCACAACCCAGCUCAUCGUAACAGCACCUCUAGCGAUGCUGCUGCCAGCGACGACCUCAACUCCAGCUCGAGCAAUGAAGAUUUGAGCGCCGUCUACAAUGUCAUGUCGCAGCCCGACAAGAAAUCUGGCAAGGCACGCAGAAAUCGUCAGCAACGUCGCCGCAAGCAUCACGACGAACAAACUGGCGACCAACUUCAGCCCAUUCCCAUGGACGUCGACGAGGAUAGCAAGGAAAAUCGACGUCCUGCACAGCACCAGCCGCAACAGCAGCAACAACAGUCGGCUAAGACGACUAGCGUCAAUUUGCGUAAGCAAUGCACCAAAGCUGCUGCAUUGAAGGCGGUCAACCAGCACAACAACAGCAAUGCCGGCAAUAGCGUGAACAGCAGUAGCAAUAUUGCAAUGCCCAAUAGUAGCGCGCAUGCGCUCACCAACUCACCGUCCAACUCUUCAGUGUGCAGUGCACUCUCGUUGGCUUCAUCCACAUACUCACUCUCAUCGUCAUCGUCAUCAUCGAUGUCGUCGAGCACAUCAUCUGCCUCGAGUUCGCCCACCAAUUCGGCGAAUUGCUCGCCCACUGCCUCACCUACCGCCAGCAAGCGCAAUACGGAGAGUUUCCGCAAAAUUGCACGCGCGCUUGCCCCGCCACUGCGUCAGCACACCAAGUUGAAUAUGUCGGAGGCCGAGUUGGUGCAACAAUUGCGGCGCUAUAUCAUCGAUCCGAAUUUGUUGCGCGUCUAUGGCUACCCGGUUGAGAGCGCCAUACACGAGGGUUGCAUCGAGAUCUACAAAUGUCUGCCACGCCCCUCCGGCGUACACACACACCACCUUUCAACUAAGACGGACAUCGUUAAUACAACCGAUGGCCUGCAGUUGCGCAUCUCCAACACCAGCAGCAGUUACACCACAUCCUUCAACACUACCAGCAGCAGCGUCGAAGCACAAUGGACACUCGGCAGCGACAACUCGGCCGACUCCGGUCAGGGUUCGGGGGAUUCCAGCCCACCUUCAAUGGAUUCGGACUCAAGCGAAGCUGGUGAGGAUGAACCCGCCACCACAACGGCUUGUUUCACGCCAGACGGCAGCUACCAGAUAUUCUCGCAGUACGAUCAAUCGCUGGAGAAGCAAUGCGUGCGUUGUAUGCGCACCUUCCACGUCACCGAGUCAGGCGAGUACCUCAGCUACGAGAGCUGCACCUUCCAUUGGGGCAAGCUGUACAACCUGUAUACAGGCAGUAAAGGCUACACCACGCAGUACACCUGCUGUACAGGCACCAAGGAAACCGAGGGUUGCUCGCGCAAUCCUUUGCACGUGUGGACCGGCGCUGUGGUCGGAAUCAAUGGUCCCUACACCGAUUUUGUGCACACACGCCCGCGUUGUGAUGAUAAAUCUGACACGCCUAAGGUUUAUGCGCUCGACUGUGAAAUGUCUUUCACAGGCCGUGGUCUGGAAGUGACCAAAGUGACGGUGGUGGGCUACGAUGGCCAGCUUAUCUAUGAGCAUUUUGUGCGGCCGGAAGCUGAAAUUGUCGAUUACAAUACACGUUUCUCCGGCAUCACCGAAAAGGAUCUCUGUACACACUCGAAUAAGGACGUAAAGAUGUUAGCCGAAGUGCAACGUGAUCUGUUACAGCUAAUCGACGCCGACACCAUACUCAUCGGCCAUGGGCUGGACAAUGAUCUGCGCGUGCUGCGGAUCGUGCAUAAAACGAUCAUCGACACCUCGAUCGCAUUCCCACAUUCAAGCGGCUUUCCAUACCGCCGCGCGCUCAAGAACCUGACAAAGGCGUGUCUGAAUCGCGACAUUCAAUGUGGCGAUGCGGGGCACAGCAGUUUCGAGGACUCGCGUGCCUGUCUGGAGCUGAUGUUGUGGAAAGUGCGGAAAGAAAUGCGGCCGACGACGUACUGAGAAGUACCGACGCGGAGGCAUUCGAGUACAUGGCUGCCGCCGAAUGGGUGGAAGCGAGGUGGGGAAGAGAACCUCGGCUUGUCAGCGGCGGUGUGUUGUGAGCGAAUGCGAGUGUGGGAGAAUGACUUAGUGAGUAAGUGAGUGACUGAACGAGUGAGUGGGAGCGUGAAUUAAGCACGCUGUGUGAUUUUUUAUACAAAUAUUGUAACUUUUGAGUAAGUGUCGUGAAAUUUUUACAGAUUGAACUUGUAACUAAAAAUUUAUUUUUUUUCUACAAGUAUCUACUGUUUCGUUUAUUACAAACUAAUUACAUUUGUGUAGGAGUAUACAUAUGUACAUACAUCUUUGUAUAUACUCCUACAUAUGUAUAUAAGCAGGACUGGGCGACGCCGACUGCGCAGUACCCUCGUGGUUGAAUCGCGUGUUCGUAUACACGAAGUUGAAGGCGAAAAUGAAGUGUAAUUAAUGUUCGCUUAAUUUUCAUCUUCAACUUCGUAUAUACGAACACGCGACUUUACCCCGAAGGUGCUGCGCAGUCGGCGUCGCUCAGGCCGUAUAUAAGUUUAAAGUUGAGUAAACUUGCUGCGGAGCGAAUGCUGACGCGCGCGCGCGCGUGUUUGGCCGCUCGGGCGUUUUGUAUAUAAGUACAAAUAUACGCUCGUGUGCAGUGCGUUCGUUCACGCUGUUGCGCCCAUCUGAACUUGACUUGAUACCGUACCAGAGAGGAGUAAGAAGUCGUUGUGUCGACAGAAAGCAAUCUCUUUUUUUAUUGAAAAGCUGCUGAUGUUCAAACAAAAAUGGAGCGGAAUUUUUAAAAAAAUGUACUGAUUUAUUGCUGUGAUUUUUUGCGCGCGCUGUUCUCAUUUUUAUUUUCGCUUUUUUUCUUCAGUUUUCCAAGUUCACAAUAUGAAAGUUAUUAAAUUUAAAAAUUUUAGAAAUAUCUGUAAAUUAAAAAAAGGUCAUAAGUAAUUAUUCAGAAGUAAAAUAACAUAAUCGUUACGUUCUAAAGUAGCACCGUUUUUUAGACGAGAAUAAAAAUUGGAAAAAUUAAAAAAAAAUUUAAUUUUGUUUUUUUGUAAAAUUUUUUUUAAAAUUUCACUCCAGUUUUGCUAAUUUACGUAUAUUUGUUGAGAACGAAAAAUUUUAUUUCAAAAUUGUUUUCAUGUUUAACGAUUUACAACAACAUUCUUAAGGAACAAUGCGAAUAUUAUUAUAUGUAUUGCAUCUCAUAAAGUUUUUCUUUACAAAAAUAAAUGCACACCUGUACAUAAAAGCUAUCUAACAAAUGUAGUUUCAAUUUUACUUUGUUAAUUCAAAUAUUUAACAUUGUUAAAAUGCAUACGAUUUUUUUUUCAUUUCGUAGUUAUUCAGCAUAUUUUUAUUUUUUUAUUUAUUGACGAAAACAUCAUUCAUUUACCAUUUGAACUUAAUACUUUUUUUUAAAUUUGGUACAAGAAAUGCCUAUAAUUCUAAAAACAUACCUAAAAGCACAAAAAAUAUUUUUUUAGUUACAUACAUAUUUGUAAGGUGGCAACCCAUUUGUUGACCUCCCACCACUUCAUUCAAGCCUAGUUUAGCAUAUUUUUAAGUUUAGUCAUAAGUUUACUAGGUACGAAAAAAA
Messenger RNA from Rhagoletis zephyria (snowberry fruit fly), 3549 nucleotides. RefSeq lists its product as uncharacterized. Lineage: Eukaryota; Metazoa; Arthropoda; Insecta; Diptera; Tephritidae. Gene Ontology annotation, molecular function: exonuclease activity; nucleic acid binding. The record is from RefSeq and is a predicted model, not a curated record. Gene Ontology annotation, cellular component: nucleus.